This is a messenger RNA of Mangifera indica (mango), 2696 nucleotides long. Its product is annotated as acyltransferase-like protein At1g54570, chloroplastic. Lineage: Eukaryota; Viridiplantae; Streptophyta; Magnoliopsida; Sapindales; Anacardiaceae. Gene Ontology annotation, cellular component: membrane. The transcript is spliced from 13 exons. Bases 306 to 2462 code for a protein of 718 amino acids. The record is from RefSeq and is a predicted model, not a curated record.
UUGUGAUAAGAACUCUAUAAAAGUUUGUUUAUGGAGAUAUUGUUUCCAUUCUGCUUUCUGGGGUUUUCUCAGUUUUAGUUGUUGUAUUGUGGUCUCUGGGUUUGUUUUGGUUUUCAUGUUUAGUGUAUAUUUGUUGUUAUUUCUUUUGUGAAAGCAUUAAGGGUGUGAUUGUUUCUGUUAGAGUGAGUUGGGGAAGAGUUUCCAGAAUUUAGUUUAGUUUGAGCUCUUAUCAGUGUCUAGAGCUUGAAAGCGGCUGCUUUUAAGAAGUUCAGUUGGUGAAUUUUGAAAAAUUGUAGAACCUUUUGAUGUCAUCGCUAGUACAUACCAUGGCAUCAGUUGUUACAUUCAGAAUGUCACCUAAUUAUAGAAUAAAUUCAGUGUAUAAGCCUAAUUUUAGAGUGAAAGCUCGGAGUUUAGGUGAUGGUGAUUCAUCAGUUCUGUCAUCUGAAUCGGUUGCGGCGAAUGGUGCUUCUGUAAUUAGGGAUAAAGUGAAAUAUGGAGCCUUGGUUCAUUCAGGAGAUGGGAGGACAAAGACUAGAGCUGUGAAAGAUACUGUUUCAGAAGAUUUAGCGCUGCUUUGGGAGGAUGGAUAUGGCACUAAGAGUGUCACGGAUUAUCUUGAUGAAGCUAAAGAGAUAAUUAAGCCUGAUGGAGGUCCACCCCGGUGGUUCUGUCCUGUUGACUGCGGGCCUCCAUUGGAGGAUUCUCCAACUCUUCUGUUUCUUCCCGGAAUCGAUGGGCUUGGGUUAGGCCUUGUUUUGCACCACAGACCUCUUGGGAAAGCCUUCGAAGUUCAGUGCCUCCACAUUCCUGUUUCCGAUCAAACACCAUUUGAAGGAUUGCUUCAAUUUGUUGAAAAAACUGUGAGGCUUGAGCAUGCAUCAUCUCCCAAUAAACCAAUUUAUUUGGUGGGGGAUUCCCUUGGAGGAUGCUUAGCACUAGCAGUUGCUGCUCGUAAUCCAAACAUUGACUUGGUCCUCAUACUUGUCAACCCAGCUACUUCAUUUGGCAGAUCACAGCUUCAGCUCUUGUUCCCUAUCUUAGAGGCUUUGCCUGAUGAGUUAUAUGUUACAGUCCCAUAUCUUCUUAGCUUUACCAUGGACAUUUCUCCAAUUUCUACAUCAGGAGAACCAACUAAGAUGGCAAUGGUUAAUAUUGACAAAAGGCUCCCUCCUAUACUGAGAUCUCAACAAUUGUCUGCCAACCUCACUGCUUUACUGCCACAUCUUUCUGGUAUGGCUAAUAUUAUACCAAAGGAUACUCUUCUUUGGAAGUUGAAGUUGCUUAAAUCAGCUUCUGCAUAUGCUAAUUCACGUCUCCAUGCUGUUAAAGCUGAAGUAUUAGUGCUUGCCAGUGGCAAGGAUAAUAUAUUUCCUAGUGGAGAUGAAGCAAAACGCCUCAAGAGUUCUUUGCAGAAUUGCACAAUUCGUUUAUUCAAGGACAAUGGGCACACCCUUCUAUUGGAAAAUAACUUAAGUUUACUAACUAUUAUAAAAGGUACCUACAAAUACCGUCGUUCCAGGAAGAUAGAUCCUAUCUUGGAUUUUCUGCCUCCUAGUAGGACGGAAUUCAAUUAUCUAUUUGAUCAAGUAGUUGGGUUAUUAAAUGCUGCUGCUAGUGCAGUGAUGUUCUCAACAUUGGAAGAUGGAAAGAUAGUGAAAGGCCUUGCUGGGAUUCCAAAUGAAGGUCCUGUUUUAUUAAUUGGUUACCACAUGCUGUUGGGUCUUGAACUUUAUCCACUGAUUGAACAAUUCUUCAGAGAGAAAAAUAUUAGGUUUUAUGGCAUGGCUCAUCCAGAGAUUUUUUUGGGAAGGCUUGAGGAUCCAUCUUAUGAAUUUUCUCUGAUUGAUUGGUUAAAAGUUAUGAUAGCUGUACCUGUCACUGGUAGAAAUCUGUUUAAUUUGUUAUCAAAAAAAUCACACAUUCUUCUUUAUCCUGGUGGUAUACGUGAGGCUCUCCACUACAAGGGUGAACAAUAUAAACUAUUUUGGCCUAAUCACCAAGAAUUUGUGAGAAUGGCAGCACGAUUUGGAGCCACAAUUGUACCUUUUGGGGUCAUAGGAGAAGAUGACAUAGUGGAAUUGGUUCUCGAUUAUAAUGACUUGAUGAAAAUCCCUGUGCUUAGUGACAAUAUCAGGGACUUAAAUAACCAGUCUGUGAAAGUAAGGGAUGAAAUUAGUGGAGAGGUUGCCAACCAAGCGAUUUUUGUUCCGGGCCUAUUGCCGAAGAUUCCUGGCCGCUUUUAUUUUCUGUUUGGUAGACCCAUUCACACAAAGGGAAGAGAAGUGUUAUUAAGGGACAAAGAAAGCGCAAACAAAUUGUACUUGCACAUAAAAUCUGAAGUUGAACGUAAUCUUUCCUACUUGUUGAAGAAGCGAGAAGAGGAUCCUUAUAGAAGUAUUAUUGAUAGAACUGCAUAUAAUUUGAUGUAUGGUCGUGAUGUUCCAACAUUUAAGCUCUAAAGAGAUCAUUUGCAAGAUAUAUUUUUCAAGGUCCUAAUGUUACAAAAGUCAUUCAUUUUUGGAAUAUUAGACAUGUAUAAUAUCAUGUAUAUGCAAGAAAGCCUUGGUGCUGCAGGUUAUGUUCAUCCUACUGUUGUAUUAAAGGUCUAAAAUGUACCACCUUGUAAAGAUACUCUUUUUUUAUUUUAUCAAUUAUACAUUUCCAUGGAGGCAAUACAUAACAAUUUGAUAUCA